Molecule: messenger RNA, 12392 nt
Organism: Macaca mulatta (Rhesus monkey)
Lineage: Eukaryota; Metazoa; Chordata; Mammalia; Primates; Cercopithecidae
Source: RefSeq, a predicted model, not a curated record
UGGUUCCUAUGAGCUGACAGUUUGGUAUUUAAAGAACAAAUGGACAUAGGCACAGAAGUCAUGCCUUUUCCAUGGAUAAGAUUGAGAUUUUCUGAGAUUUCCAAGACAAGGUUGACCUGUCACGGGAUAGUAUUUUCAAUCCUUCUCAUUUAAUUAAAAAAAAAAAAAAAAAAAAGCCUGCACUUCUGUAGAUUUUUGUUGGACAUUCUUGUUAGUAUCUUAGAUUACUAUGAUGUUCUAAGUUGAAUAUAGGCAUGAAUUUUCAUAAUAGAACACUUGUUAUAUCAUAUGUAUUCCCAUUGCAGGUCAUUUUCCCACCAAACUGUAAGCUUCUUCAAGGCAGGAAGACCUUUUAUUCGCCUCUGACUUGUCCCAAACCAAGUAAUGCCUGCAAAUAUCAAGUACCCAAUAAAUGAGUGUUAAUUACACCACUCACCCCCAAUCCUUUCAUUUCCUGUAGGCUCUAAAUAUUUCUGUGUGUGCAAAGGAGUAGCAAUGGAGGAAUGUGGAGAUAGGGUUCACAGAUACCAAAUAAAAGUAAAAGACAUGGCCAUCAAUGCUGAUGGAUAUUUACCAGAUAGUAAUGGUGCUCAGAAUCAGUUUGCUAAUCAAGUCUCCUUAGUUUUAGGGUUGUUAUGUGGAAGAGGUAGGAAUGACCUACAGUAUCAGGCAAUUCUCUUAAAAAUCAAUAUCUGGAUAUAUAUCUCUCCCACCCCUCAACCACCAUUUUUUCUUCCUUUCUAUAGAUUAGGUAUGGUGUAAACCAUUAUACUUACAGUGGAAAUGAGCUUGCUAACCUGUGAUACCUUACCAGUCCUUGGAUUUACUGGUACAUUUGGCUAAUCUCAUAUUUCCCUUUUUACAUUUUUCACUGGAAUCCUAAGAUAACAUAAACUGGUGAAACCUGGUUUAGGUAUCUAAAAUACUUAACUUGGGAAAGUGAGCUGCAAAUAUUAAAAAUCAUUAGCUGCCUUAAUUGUUGCUUUUUCAACUCAGUGAUACCAUUAUAUCCUCUCUCCUCAGCCUUUGAACGUACUUCCUAGUCUCUUCCAUGAGUAAACAUUUGAAGAUUAAACAUUUGAAGAUUCUACCUUGUUAAUAUGUAAUAUUAACUGAUACUGUUUUUCAUAAGGGGUUUAGCUGUGCCUGGUCACCUUAUAUAAUGCUGCUUUAAAAACAUCACCAUCACUGAUGCGUUAUAAAACAUUUAUUCUGGACAACAUAGUAUGCAGAACACUUUCCAUUAAUUACUAGAAAUCUCUUGAAGAGGACACUGCCCACAAUGGGAAUUAUUUUUAUUUUAGAUGCUUGUACUAGAAAAAUAUACUUCACUCAGAGUAAAUGAUAAGACUGGGUGCCUCAUCAAUAUCAUGGUUUCUAAAUUUCUGUAGACCAUUCAGUUGUGACAGGUCUAAUGCUCUAACGGUAACAAAAUAUUAGUUUUAUUAAGAACUUUAGGGUUAAGCUCUUGGAUUUUUGUAGCACCUCUUCUACUCUUUUGUUCAAGUGCCAAGUAUUAAUUCCUUUCAGCUUGUAAGUAAAAUGUGGUUCAGAAUGCUACCUCUAUUUGUAGCAUUAGGAAAAAAUGCUGUAUUUAUAAUAAUUCUCCACAACAUUGGUUUAUUUUAGCAUCAAUUUCCUCUCCUCCGUUAUGAUUUUUAAUGGAGUCCUUAUUGGUGUUUUUUUUCUUGACCUACUUUCUUUUCAAUAGCUUUCAUAUAUAGCCUGUUUUCAUUGUUGGUGAUUUCUGUAGAGUCUAGUAGAGUCUAAAUCACGGUGAAACAGAGUAGUUAGUUAUUACUUAUUGUAGAAAUGUUUUCGUGGUUUAAAAAUCAUCUGGUCUGUUCAUAUUCUGACUUCUUUUAAACUAUGCUUUUCAUGAAUUUGCUUCAUUCUCCAGACUGAGGAUUGAACCUCAUUCUGCUCUGACCCAAUUGUUCUUUUCCUUUGUUGCCUCCACCCCCUAGAGAAUGUGUUUCCAGGGGACAGGCGUUCUUGGGGCUGAAGAGGAGGAGAGUCAAGUGAGACGAGAUCUGGUACCUCACGCACUAGAUCCCUCCUCUCCGGCCUGGUGAGAAGUCAGAGACAAUUUUGACAGUUCAUAGUCCUGCCUCGGCUCUCACGCUUGCGGUCCAUGGGCGGGUUUUACCUUCUCUCUCUUCCUCUGCUUCUGGCCUGCUUACAGGCCAACAGCAAAUGCAGCCAUUGCCCGAGGCCACUCAGAACUCUCCCUGUGCCAUCCUCUUGGGGAACAGGAGGAUAUGUCCGUAGAAGACUUCGGGGACUGGGGAAAGCCACGCCAGGAUCGGGACGCCGGAGAGGGUCGCCCCUCCCUAGGCUUUUUCCCGUCGCGGCGCCCACGUGACCGAGAGCAGGCCUUCACCAGCCCGCCCCUUUCAGCCGCUACUGCCCACUUCCCGCUCGGGGUGCGUACGCGACGGAGCGGGGUGUGAAGAUGGCGGACGAAGAGGCCGAGCAGGAGAGGUUGAGUCGCGGCGAAGGCGGCUGCGUCGCGGAGCUGCAGCGCCUGGGCGAGCAGCUCCAGGAGCUAGAGCGACAGCUGCGGGAGAGCCGGGUACCGGCCGUGGAAGCGGCCACCGACUACUGUCAGCAGCUGUGCCAGACACUCCUAGAAUAUGCAGAGAAAUGGAAAACUUCAGAAGAUCCUUUACCUUUAUUGGAGGUAUACACAGUGGCUAUCCAAAGUUACGUUAAAGCCCGACCUUAUCUUACCUCUGAAUGUGAAAAUGUAGCCUUGGUUCUGGAACGCUUGGCAUUAAGCUGUGUUGAACUUUUACUGUGUCUGCCUGUUGAGUUAUCAGAUAAACAGUGGGAACAAUUUCAGUCACUGGUGCAGGUAGCUCAUGAAAAGCUGAUGGAGAAUGGCAGCUGUGAAUUGCAUUUUUUAGCUACUCUAGCUCAAGAGACUGGGGUGUGGAAAAACCCGGUACUGUGCACUAUUCUUUCCCAGGAACCAUUGGAUAAGGAUAAAGUGAAUGAAUUUUUAGCUUUUGAGGGUCCCAUCUUGUUGGAUAUGAGAAUUAAACACCUAAUCAAAAUACAUCAGUUAAGUCAAGCAACUGCUCUAGCAAAGCUGUGUUCUGACCAUCCAGAGAUUGGUACAAAAGGUAGUUUUAAGCAAACUUACCUUGUCUGUCUUUGUACAUCAUCACCAAAUGAAAAGUUAAUUGAAGAGAUUUCAGAAGUUGAUUGCAAAGAUGCACUGGAAAUGAUCUGUAACUUAGAAUCUGAGGGUGAUGAAAAAAGCGCUCUUGUCUUAUGUACUGCAUUUUUGUCACGUCAGCUCCAACAAGGAGAUAUGUACUGCGCUUGGGAACUUACUCUCUUUUGGAGUAAAUUACAACAAAGAGUAGAACCAUCUAUACAAGUGUACCUUGAGAGGUGUCGUCAACUUUCUUUGUUAACGAAAACAGUAUAUCACAUUUUCUUCCUGAUUAAAGUUAUUAAUUCAGAGACUGAAGGGGCUGGACUUGCUACCUGUAUAGAACUGUGUGUAAAAGCUCUUCGCUUGGAGUCUACAGAAAAUACUGAAGUGAAAAUAUCUAUUUGCAAGACCAUUUCAUGUUUGUUGCCUGAUGAUCUGGAAGUAAAACGUGCUUGUCAACUGAGUGAAUUUCUUAUUGAGCCUACAGUAGAUGCGUAUUAUGCUGUGGAAAUGUUGUAUAAUCAGCCAGACCAGAAAUAUGAUGAAGAGAAUCUUCCAAUACCAAAUUCUCUACGCUGUGAGCUGUUACUUGUGUUGAAAACUCAGUGGCCCUUUGAUCCAGAAUUCUGGGAUUGGAAAACCUUGAAACGACAAUGCCUUGCAUUAAUGGGGGAAGAAGCAUCCAUUGUGUCUUCAAUAGAUGAACUGAAUGACAGUGAAGUAUAUGAAAAAGUAGACUACCAAGAAGAGAGUAAAGAAACUUCUAUGAAUGGACUUUCUGGUGGAGUUGGUGCUAAUUCUGGCCUUCUUAAAGACAUUGGUGAUGAAAAGCAGAAGAAGAGAGAGAUAAAACAGUUAAGAGAGAGGGGAUUUAUAUCUGCUAGGUUUAGGAAUUGGCAAGCCUACAUGCAGUAUUGUGUGUUGUGUGACAAAGAAUUCCUUGGUCACAGAAUAGUACGACAUGCUCAGAAACAUUACAAAGAUGGAAUUUAUAGUUGCCCCAUAUGUGCAAAGAACUUUAAUUCUAAAGAAACUUUUGUCCCUCAUGUCACACUGCAUGUUAAACAAUCUAGUAAAGAGAGACUAGCAGCUAUGAAACCGUUAAGAAGAUUGGGAAGGCCUCCAAAGAUCACAACUGCCAAUGAAAAUCAGAAGACUAAUACUGUGGCUAAACAAGAGCAGCGACCUAUAAAAAAGAAUAGUCUCUAUUCAACAGAUUUUAUAGUGUUUAAUGACAAUGAUGGUUCAGACGAUGAGAAUGAUGACAAAGAUAAAUCCUAUGAGCCAGAAGUGAUUCCAGUCCAGAAACCAGUACCUGUUAAUGAAUUUAAUUGCCCUGUAACUUUUUGUAAAAAGGGCUUUAAGUACUUUAAAAAUUUAAUUGCUCAUGUAAAGGGGCAUAAAGAUAAUGAAGAUGCUAAGCGCUUUCUUGAAAUGCAGAGCAAAAAAGUUAUUUGCCAGUACUGUAGGCGGCAUUUUGUGAGUGUUACUCAUCUCAAUGAUCACUUACAGAUGCACUGUGGCAGUAAACCAUAUAUCUGUAUACAGAUGAAAUGUAAAGCUGGUUUUAAUAGUUAUGCCGAGCUUUUAACCCACCGAAAGGAGCAUCAAGUCUUUAGAGCAAAAUGUAUGUUUCCUAAAUGUGGAAGAAUUUUUUCAGAAGCUUAUUUACUGUAUGAUCAUGAAGCACAACAUUAUAAUACGUACACUUGCAAGUUCACAGGUUGUGGCAAAGUUUAUCGUUCUCAGGGUGAGCUGGAAAAGCAUCUGGAUGAUCACAGUACUCCUCCUGAAAAAGUGCUGCCUCCUGAAGCCCAACUUAAUUCAUCUGGAGAUUCCAUUCAGCCUUCUGAAGUGAAUCAGAACACAGCAGAGAAUACUGAGAAAGAAAGAUCUGUGCUUCCUUCAGAAAAUAACAUUGAAAACAGCUUACUGGCAGAUAGAAGUGAUGCUUGGGAUAAAAGCAAAGCAGAAUCAACUGUGACCAAACAAGACCAGAUUUCUGCCUCUGAGCUCAGGCAAGUUAAUGGACCGUUGUCAAAUGGUUUGGAAAACUCUGCUACUACUCCUCUGCUUCAAUCCAGUGAAGUAGCUGUGUCCAUUAAGGUGUCUCUCAAUCAGGGGAUUGAGGAUAACUUUGGAAAGCAAGAAAACUCAACUGUGGAAGGCAAUGGUGAAUCUCUGGUUACAGACUUACAUACACCAGUUGAAGAUACUUGUAAUGAUUUAUGUCAUCCAGGUUUCCAGGAGAGAAAAGAACAAGAUUGCUUUAAUGAAGCCCAGGUUACUCAGAAUUCUUUAGUAAAUUCAGAAACUCUCAAAAUAGGUGACCUUACCCCACAAAACUUAGAAAGACAAGUGAACAACUUGAUGACCUUUUCUGUGCAAAAUCAGGCAGGAUUUCAAAACAAUUUACCAACUUCCAAAUUUGAAUGUGGAGAUAAUGUUAAAACAUCAUCCAAUCUUUAUAAUUUACCUCUUAAGACAUUAGAAAGUAUUGCAUUUGUUCCGCCACAGCCCAAUCUAAGUAAUUCAUUAGGAACCCCAUCAGUGCCUCCAAAAGCUCCAGUUCAGAAAUUCAGCUGCCAGGUCGAGGGAUGUACUCGAACCUAUAACUCUUCACAGAGUAUUGGGAAACACAUGAAGACAGCACACCCUGACCAAUAUGCUGCAUUUAAAAUGCAGCGCAAAAAUAAAAAAGGUCAGAAAGCUAACAACUUAAAUACACCAAAUAAUGGAAAGUUUGUUUAUUUUUUGCCAUCACCGGUGAACAGCUCAAAUAAUGCAUUUUUUACAUCACAGACCAAAGCCAAUGGGAAUCCUACUUGUUCGGCCCAGUUGCAGCAUGUCUCGCCUCCCAUUUUUCCAGCUCAUUUAGCAAGUGUGUCAACUCCAUUGUUGUCCUCAAUGGAAAGUGUCAUAAAUCCAAAUAUAACUUCUCAGGAUAAAAAUGAACAAGGUGGUAUGUUAUGUUCCCAAAUGGAAAAUUUACCUAAUACUGCCUUGCCAGCACAAAUGGAAGAUCUAACCAAAACAGUUCUGCCUUUGAAUAUUGACAGUGGCUCAGAUCCUUUCCUUCCUUUACCUGCAGAAAGUAGUUCAAUGUCUCUCUUCCCUUCACCAGCAGAUAGUGGGACUAAUUCUGUUUUUUCCCAACUGGAAAAUAAUACAAAUCAUUAUUCCUCACAGAUGGAAGGAAACACUAAUUCCUCCUUUCUAAAGGGGGGUAAUGGUGAAAAUGCAGUUUUUCCUUCACAAGUGAAUGUUGCAGAUAACUUCAGUAGCACCAAUGACCAACAGUCUGCACCUGAAAAAGUUAAAAAAGACCGUGGGCGGGGCCCAAAUGGGAAGGAAAGAAAACCUAAGCACAACAAAAGGGCUAAAUGGCCUGCAAUUAUCAGAGAUGGGAAAUUUAUCUGUAGCAGAUGUUACAGGGCUUUUACUAAUCCCAGAUCACUGGGUGGGCACUUAUCCAAGCGAUCUUACUGUAAACCACUGGAUGGAGCCGAAAUUGCUCAAGAACUUCUACAGAGUAAUGGACAGCCUUCUCUUCUUGCCAGCAUGAUUCUCUCCACAAAUGCAGUAAAUUUGCAGCAGCCACAACAAUCUACCUUCAAUCCAGAAGCAUGCUUUAAAGAUCCAUCAUUUCUACAGCUGCUUGCUGCUGAAAAUCGCUCGCCAACAUUUUUACCAAAUACAUUUCCUCGACCUGGUGUGACUAACUUUAAUACCAGUGUCAGUCAAGAAGGUAGUGAAAUUAUUAAACAGGCUUUGGAAACUGCUGGCAUUCCCAGUACAUUUGAGGGUGCCGAGAUGCUUUCUCAUGUUUCAACAGGUUGUGUCUCUGAUACACCACAAGUAAAUGCAACAGUGAUGCCAAAUCCAACUGUGCCACCCCUGUUGCAGACUGUAUGCCAUCCAAACACCUUGCUGACCAACCAGAAUAGGACAUCAAACUCCAAAACUUCCUCCAUUGAGGAAUGUAGCAGCUUGCCUGUUUUUCCAACGAAUGACUUACUACUGAAGACUGUUGAAAAUGGUUUGUGCUCUAGUUCAUUUCCUAAUUCUGGUGGGCCAUCACAAAAUUUUACCAGUAACAGUUCUCGUGUUUCUGUUAUAAGUGGUCCUCAGAACACAAGAUCCAGUCAUUUAAAUAAAAAGGGAAACAGUGCUUCUAAGAGAAGAAAGAAAGUUGCUCCUCCACUAAUUGCACCUAAUUCUUCCCAAAACUUGGUAACAAGUGACUUAACAACAAUCGGACUCAUAGCAAAGAGUGUUGAAAUCCCAACUACUAACCUUCACUCAAAUGUAAUUCCAAGUUGUGAACCUCAGAGUUUGGUGGAAAAUCUAACACAGAAGUUAAAUAAUGUUAACAAUCAGUUAUUUAUGACUGAUGUAAAAGAGAAUUUCAAAACCAGUAUUGAGUCCCAUACAGUGUUAGCCCCUUUAACAUUAAAAACUGAAAAUGGUGAUUCCCAAAUGAUGGCUUUGAAUUCAUGCACAACUUCAAUAAAUUCUGAUUUGCAGAUUUCUGAAGACAAUGUUAUACAAAACUUUGAGAAGACUCUUGAAAUUAUUAAAACUGCUAUGAAUUCUCAAAUACUUGAGGUAAAAAGUGGAUCUCAGGGUGCUGGUGAAACAUCACAAAAUGCUCAAAUAAAUUAUAACAUUCAGCUUCCUUCAGUAAACACUGUGCAAAAUAACAAAUUACCUGAUUCUUCUCAGUUUUCCUCCUUUAUAAGCGUCAUACCAACAAAAAGUAACAUUCCUCAGUCUGACGUAUCACAUAAGGAGGAUCAAAUACAGGAAAUUUUAGAAGGCUUACAGAAACUAAAAUUAGAAAAUGACCUGUCCCCUCCAGCAUCCCAGUGUGUACUGAUAAAUACAUCAGUGACACUGACUCCCACGCCUGUUAAAUCAACUGCAGAUGUCACAGUUGUUCAGCCAGUUUCUGAAAUGAUAAACAUUCAAUUUAAUGACAAAGUUAAUAAACCCUUUGUGUGUCAAAACCAAGGCUGUAACUACAGUGCUAUGACAAAGGAUGCACUAUUUAAGCACUAUGGUAAAAUUCAUCAGUACACUCCAGAAAUGAUUCUUGAAAUUAAGAAGAAUCAAUUGAAAUUUGCUCCCUUUAAAUGUGUAGUACCUACAUGUACAAAAACAUUUACAAGAAAUUCUAACCUCCGGGCACACUGUCAAUUGGUGCAUCAUUUUACAACUGAAGAAAUGGUAAAGUUAAAAAUUAAAAGGCCUUAUGGAAGAAAAUCUCAGAGUGAAAAUUUGUCAGCCCCACGAAGUACACAAGUGAAAAAACAGCUAGCUAUGACAGAGGAAAAUAAAAAGGAAUCUCAGCCUGCUUUAGAAUUGAGAGCAGAGACCCAAACUACCCACAGUAAUGUAGCAGUGAUCCCAGAAAAACAACUUGUAGAAAAAAAAAGCCCUGACAAAACAGAAAGUUCUUUACAGGUGAUUACAGUUACUUCAGAACAAUGUAAUACAAAUGCACUCACAAACAUACAAACCAAAGGACGGAAAAUUAGGAGGCAUAAAAAAGAAAAGGAGGAGAAAAAACGAAAGAAGCCAGUUUCCCAAUCCCUUGAGUUUCCAACAAGAUACAAUCCUUACAGACCUUAUCGAUGUGUUCACCAGGGAUGCUUUGCUGCCUUUACGAUACAGCAAAACUUGAUUCUCCAUUACCAGGCUGUACACAAAUCAGAUCUACCUGCAUUUUCAGCAGAGGUCGAAGAGGAAAGUGAAGCUGGCAAAGAAAGUGAAGAAACUGAAACUAAACAAACUUUGAAAGAAUUUCGAUGUCAGGUAAGUGACUGUUCUCGAAUUUUCCAAGCAAUUACUGGCCUAAUACAACACUACAUGAAACUUCAUGAAAUGACUCCUGAAGAAAUUGAAAGUAUGACUGCUUCAGUGGAUGUUGGGAAAUUUCCGUGUGACCAGUUAGAGUGUAAAUCUUCAUUUACUACAUAUUUGAACUAUGUUGUUCAUCUAGAGGCAGACCAUGGAAUUGGACUAAGGGCAAGUAAAACCGAAGAAGAUGGUGUAUACAAAUGUGAUUGUGAAGGCUGUGACCGUAUAUAUGCAACCCGGUCAAAUCUCCUCCGACACAUUUUUAAUAAGCAUAAUGACAAACAUAAGGCUCAUUUGAUUCGCCCAAGAAGAUUAACACCUGGUCAGGAAAAUAUGUCAAGCAAGGCAAACCAGGAAAAAUCAAAGUCUAAACAUCGGGGAACGAAACACAGCAGAUGUGGAAAGGAAGGAAUAAAAAUGCCCAAGACCAAACGAAAGAAAAAAAAUAAUUUAGAAAACAAGAAUGCAAAGAUUGUGCAGAUUGAAGAAAAUAAGCCUUAUUCUCUGAAACGUGGGAAGCAUGUAUAUUCUAUAAAGGCUAGAAAUGAUGCCCUGUCUGAGUGUACAAGCAGAUUUGUAACCCAGUAUCCAUGUAUGAUAAAGGGAUGUACUUCGGUUGUUACAAGUGAAAGCAAUAUAAUUAGACAUUAUAAGUGCCAUAAAUUAUCUAAGGCAUUUACAUCGCAACACCGAAAUCUUCUUAUUGUAUUCAAACGGUGUUGCAACUCACAAGUAAAGGAAACGUCUGAGCAAGAAGGUGCUAAGAAUGACGUGAAAGAUUCUGACACGUGUGUAUCAGAGAGCAAUGAUAAUUCAGGAACAACAGCUACAGUUUCACAAAAGGAAGUUGAAAAAAAUGAAAAAGAUGAAAUGGAUGAACUAACAGAAUUGUUUAUUACAAAAUUAAUAAAUGAAGAUAGCACAAGUGUAGAGACCCAGGCUAUUACUUCUUCAAAUGUGAUUAACGAUUUUCAGGAAGAUAACCCCUGCCAGUCAGAAAGACAAAAAGCAAGUAAUUUGAAGAGAGUUAAUAAAGAAAAAAAUGUCUCACAAAAUAAAAAAAGGAAAGUUGAAAAAGCUGAACCAGCAUCGGCAGCUGAGUUAAGUAGCGUGCGUAAAGAAGAAGAAACUGCUGUUGCCAUUCAAACCACUGAGGAGCGUCCUGCAUCUUUUGACUGGAGCUCUUUUAAGCCAAUGGGAUUUGAAGUAUCAUUUCUGAAGUUUCUUGAGGAGUCUGCAGUGAAGCAGAAGAAAAAUAUUGACAAAGACCAUCCAAAUACUGGAAACAAAAAAGGAUCCCAUUCAAAUUCAAGAAAAAAUACUGAUAAGACUGCUGUGACUAGUGGAAAUCAUGUAUGUCCUUGUAAAGAAAGCGAAACGUUUGUACAGUUUGCCAAUCCAUCACAGCUUCAGUGCAGUGAUAAUGUAAAAAUUGUUUUAGACAAGAAUCUUAAAGAUUGCACUGAGCUUGUCUUAAAGCAGCUUCAGGAAAUGAAACCUACCGUCAGUCUGAAAAAACUUGAAGUACAUUCAAAUGAUCCAGAUAUGUCUGUUGUGAAAGAUAUCAGUAUAGGUAAAGCCACAGGCAGAGGUCAGUACUGAUAAUUAAUGUAGUAUAAAUACAUCAUUUACCAUUUUAUUUUAAAUAGGAAGCCAUCAAGCAUGCUAGAAUUGUGGAACUUUCAUUAUAUUUUUUGUUGUUGUCAUGAAUUAACCUGGCCAAAAACAAAAAACAAACAAAAAAAAAAACAUGACAUUGUCAUGUAAAACUUUUUUUUUUAUCCCUAUGGGACUUGAGGAACAGAAUCAGUACUUCAGUUAUUGUAAAUAGCUAAACCUCAAAUUUCUAUCACCCAAUUGCCCUUUUCAUGAACUAAACAAUUAUCUGUGUGAUUGGUAUGUUUCACCAGGUCACUGCUCAUGUAUAACAGUACUCUUUAUUUGUAGAUACCUUUUUUGUAUAUAUUUAUUAUUGUAAAUCAUGUGCUGCCACCAGCAGUCUGUAAGUCUAAACUAUUAAAUGACACAUUUAUAUUUGGAAUUUUAAUUUUUAACUAAGCGAUCAAGUUUUUUAAAUUGUUCUUUUAUUGUUUUAAAUUAAGAACUUUUUGAACUAAAACCAGAAACUCUGCCAUAGUUCAUUGAUUUUUACAUGAAACAUUUAUUUACAAGAUGAUAUCAAGAUUACUUUUCACAAAAUAGGCACAUUAUAUCAACACUUUGCUCUGCUUUGUGAAUUUGCCAUCCAGGAUUUUGGGGUGGUAUUCAUGUGAAAUUAAAGCAGAUUCUUUAGCAGUUUCCUAUAGCUACAGUUUUGGUUUUUGUUUUUUUUUUUUCCUCAUUGCUUCUAAUUGGAUAUAGUUACUAUGAGUCCAUGAAAUAUAAUGGAAAUGUGAAUAAAGAAUUUACUACAUUGAAGAUUUUAAACAUUUGGUAUUAAAAAAAAAAUCCUUUGUGAAUGUGAUAGAAAACUAGUAGUGUGGAGCAGUGUAAAUAUUUGAGGUGGUGAUUUGUGAAGUAGCCCAGUAUUGCCUUAAAUAAAAUCACAUUUCAUUUCUUGUUUUAUACAUGUGAUCUUAUAAAGAUUUUUUGUUUUGUUUUCCAUUUUCUGAGAUUUAUAGAUUGGUGUAUAGCUUUAAACUGUAUAAAGUUUUGUGGAAAGAUUUUUUUAAACAUUUUUAUAAAUCUUAAAAUUGAUAUCAUCAAAGUGAGCCCAUCUUGUGUUUAUAAAAUACAAGAGUCCUUAACAUUUAUAAUUACAUAGAUAAAACACUUUCUAUAAGGAAGUUGGAUGUUUUGAUUUUACUGUUUAUAGAUGUUAGAUUGUACAGAUUUGUCUGUAUUUCUCACCAUAUCUAAUGAUACUUUUUUCAUUAGAUUGGUCUUCAAGAGCAGUAUUAGUUACAAUUAUUUUGGUUAUUCAGUAUAUAGUUAGCUCUUACAGUUUAGCUUUAUUCACCAUAUUUAUACUGUGGAUUCACAGCCAGAGGUAGAGGUUAUUCCAGGAGAGUUGAUGACCUUCAUUUAAAGUCCAACUAAAAUCAGUACUAGAAACAAAAGAAAACAUCCUUGCAAUAUUUACUUUUGUUUCUGUUUGCCAUAAAUAGUAACAUUGGUUUUUUUAUUUUGUGUUUGUUAUAAAACAGUUGCAUUCACAAUAUUAUUGGCCUGAGAUAUUGAUGAUAUUGUGAUGGUAUGAAAAUGUGUACAUUCCCUGUGCAACAUCAGAUUUGCAGGAAAAAUGAAGCACUUACUGAAAUCGCUGGUACUCUGAAUAAAUAAGCAUGGUCAAGGAGUGAACUAUUUUCUUUUGGAAAUUUCUUUUUAAUUUUUAUUAUUAAAGUAUAAUUUUAUUUUUAGGGCC